This is a messenger RNA of Pseudoliparis swirei, 2836 nucleotides long. RefSeq names its product G-protein-signaling modulator 2. Lineage: Eukaryota; Metazoa; Chordata; Actinopteri; Perciformes; Liparidae. The record is from RefSeq and is a predicted model, not a curated record. Gene Ontology annotation, molecular function: protein binding; guanyl-nucleotide exchange factor activity. The transcript has 15 exons. The coding region runs from base 147 to 2390 and encodes 747 amino acids.
CAUUCCCACUGCACAUACAGGAGAUGCAUUCAAGAAGUAUUGCAUGGGUUUUUCCUCACUUACUUUAGGUACUUUUGUGUAACUUUCUUUACUUUUUCUCACUUGAUCUUGUCAGGGACACCUUUAAAAAAAGAAGAAGAAAAAAAAUGUCUGUGAUGGAGGGUGCUCAAGUGGACUCAAAAUCAAAAGCUACUGACACUGUGCAGGAAAACCCAGAACAUGAGUCGAUCCUCAACAUAAUGAAUUACGCACAGCGUGGACGAAUGGAAGAUCAGUGUUGCUCUUUGAAUCCUGUUAAAACUGGACAACUUAAAACCACACCUGCAGGUUCAAACUACGAUGGGAAACACUGUGAUGAACUGUCAAUGCUAGGAUUGAACUACCAGGGUAAUAAACAUCACGGCUCUGCACCUCAGAUUUCUGUGACAGAGAGUACUCCGGAUACACACAGGAAGCAUCUGCUGGUACUAGACAACAAAUUACAGGACGAAUUAUCUGAUGAGCAACAGAUAAUUCUGAUCAGCCAUAGUCAGCGUGGAAACGUGGACGACCAGCGCCGUUCCUUAGAUUCUAGCAAGAGUGCUCCCUGCACACCGAAACACGCAGACAAAAAGCCUGUGAUGAGUACCUCAAACACAGAUCUAGAUUCUGAAAAGUUAUUCAACCUCUUGGCCAACACUCGGAGCCAACGGCUCGACGACCAGCAAGUGUCUCUUCCACCAUUAUCAGGAUUAAAAAAGGAAAAUGCCACAUCCGCAGGAGAAGAUUCAAGCCACUUGUGUGACAUGGUCUCUAAAGUCCAGGGUUCCAGAAUGGAAGAGCAAAGGUGCUCUCUACCUCAACUCCAAACCCCGGCAACCCAGCUUUUGCCAAAGAAGGAUCUGUCUGCCGGUUCAGGCCCUCCGCGUUCAGCCUCAUUCAGCCCUGGCUCAGACUUCGAACAAUCAAAGGCGAAAGAUACAGCGUCUCAAAAAACGGACUUGAAUCCAUCUGAACAGGAAGAUUUUUUCUCCUUUAUGGAUCAUUCCCAGCGUGGGCGAAUGGAUGACCAGCGAUGUGUCUUAAAUAGUCCCCAGUCCACACCCAAACACAAACCCAGUCAGAGCACUGUGCCCAACGGUCCAGAUUCUGAAAAGUUCUUCAGCCUGCUGGCCAACUCUCAGGGCCGACGGCUGGAUGACCAGCAGGUCUCUCUUCCUUCGUUGCCAGGGAUACAGAAUGGAGGUACCACAUCAACUGCUUCAGAGAGGGAUGCAAGCUACUUGUGUUCCAUGGUCUCCAAAGUCCAGGGCUCAAGGAUGGAUGAACAGAGAUGUCAGGCACCCCAACUUUCCCCAAAUCGGAGUACCCCAUCUACUCAAUUUAAAGAGCAUCCCAGUCCAGAUGCAUCAAAUAAAACUCCCCUAAGGUCUCCCUCCGUGAGCAGUGACAAAUCUGACCAACAUCUGCAGGAGGCGUCUCCAGCUGACCAGGACAAGUUCUUUAAUAUGAUGAGUCAUGCACAAGGUGGACGUAUGGAUGAGCAACGUUGCUCUUUACAACCCAGCAGAAGUACACCGGCAACUCCCAAACACAAUGGAAGUGCUGUAAAUAGUGUACCCACAGACGCAGACGCUGAUGCAUUCUUCAAAAUCAUUGCCUCCAGUCGGGGAGGACGGCAAGACGAUCAGCGUGUUGCGCUCCCUACCCUCCCAGGGAAAUGUGGGAAUUCUGAAAAAAAUGAAAAUGGUAGAAAUACAAAGCCUGGAAUCCCAGCUUCUCCACGACACAUCACCGCACCUGAAAUUACCCCAACAACAUCAACUAACAGGUGUAACUCAUCGUGCCAGACGGAUGAGGCAGGGCCCGGCUCCCCCAGAGCUCUACCCAAAUCUGCUUCAUUUACCCCUGUCACAGAACAUCAGCAAAAGCUCAAUUCUGCAGCACAGGUGACAAUUAGAGUGUCCAUGCGCUUCACACCAGAGCAGGGACUGAAGAAUUCCAACCAAGCAUGUAUGUUCCCUGACGUCUUCCUCAGUCUCGGAGCCCCUUACGAUAACCAUGUGAUUCCUCUGAGUCCAGGACAGAGCAGGCCCAUGUCCUUUAACCUAAACGUUAUGCCAAAAGAAGAUUCCAGGCAGUGCUCUCCAAGCCAUGCCAGUCCCAGAAACGCCCACUCAAGGCCGCCGUCUCCCAACUACCAUAAACAGGGGAGCAUGAACAGCCCCAUCACUCCAGAUGAAGACUGCUUCUCUCUGAUUGAGAAGGUUCACACAGCUCAGCUGCAGAAGAGUUUGGCUCAAGACGGACAUAAACUGAAAGGGGAUCCUGGAAAGGGGAGGGAACAUGCAGGGCAAGGAAAGGGAAAGACGAGUGGAAAGAAAGAUAAGAAGGAUGGUGGCAAUAAAUAAUAGUCAUGUAUACCACUUUGUGAAUUAUCUUUUGCGGAAAGCAAUAGAGAUGAAUGUAAGGUGUCAGUCAUUGGCUUGGAAAAUAAUUGAUUGAAUAAUGUUUAUAAAAUUGUAUCCGUAGUUUUCAUUUGCCCACACUAACUAAAAGCUCUUACUGUCGUACAACUAAAGUGUAUUGUUUUUACUGUUUAACUGGGUAGCUUAUUUGUUGAGGCGUUUGAGUCUGAUCUGAUUUUGCUGGUUAAAUGUUAUGUAUACAUGUACACAUGGUGUAUUUGUUUUAAAGCUUAGUGGUGUGGGUAAGAACUCUUUGCUUUGCUUUUUCAAAUGUAAAUUCAAUGUUUGCAGUAUAAGAUAAUGUAGUUUCAGCUGCUUAUCCAAAAAUAGCUAGGUUGCAAUUAAAACCAUUAUUCUGCCAAUCAAUAAAAACUCAAAUUAAACCUGAA